AUGUCAACAGAUUAUUACGCAAUAGAAGAUUACAUAUUUUUUAAAGAAAUUUUCGAUACAACAGUUGGAACUGAAGUAAAUACAGAUGAUAUUAAUAUAUUUUUAAAUCCCGAAUAUAGAACUAUUGAAAGCACUAUACGGGAUAGAUUUAUUCAUAGUUGUAAGAGGAUAAAAAAAUAUUUUGAGUAUUUUAAAAAAGAAGAUUCAUGUAAUAACUCGGAAUGCUGUAAUUUUAUUAACUAUUGGAUAAACAAAAAAAUUAGAGAAUUUAUAGACAUAGAUUUUAAAUCAAAAUGGUACAUAUUUCGAUAUUUCAUAGAAUAUGUUCACUAUAAUAAUAAUGACGAUAAAUAUAACAGAUGUAUAAAGGAUAUCAAUUAUAUGAAUAAAGAUUUAUUUGAUAAAGUUAAUGACACCUCUUUGGUUAAAGAGUUAAAUAAGAUUAGGUGCUUAAUUGAAAAUAUUGACUGGAAAUCCAAUGAUAAUUGCAAGGAAGAGCUAUCAAGAUUAUCUAAUGAUAAUUAUUCUAAUGAUUAUGAUAUAACAUGCAAAUCGUUAAAAGAAAUUGGUUACGUACAACGAUAUUCUAGACUUUUCGAAGCUGAUUUUUUACUUCCUCCCUCUUCUACUAAUACUAGCAUAAAAACUAUAAUAAGAACAGUAUUUAUCAUUAUUAUUGUAGGAGUAAUCUUCUUGGGUUUCUAUAAGGUUAAUAAAAAUACUUUUACACCGUUCAGACACUAUUUAUACCUCAUUAUUAUAAGAAUGGGAAAGACCUUAAAGAAAACAAAUGAAGAAUCAUAUGAGGAUCAUUUUACUGAAUAUGAUAAUAAUUCCAUGGAUUUAGAAGAAAAAAUGUAUAACAUAAUGUAUAUUUGUCGAAGCAAAUCAUAA
Plasmodium gonderi is the source of this 894-nucleotide messenger RNA. Its product is annotated as variable surface protein. The record is from RefSeq and is a predicted model, not a curated record. Bases 1 to 894 code for a protein of 297 amino acids. The transcript has 4 exons. Lineage: Eukaryota; Apicomplexa; Aconoidasida; Haemosporida; Plasmodiidae.